Ornithodoros turicata is the source of this 2256-nucleotide messenger RNA. RefSeq lists its product as uncharacterized. The coding region runs from base 1 to 2256 and encodes 751 amino acids. The record is from RefSeq and is a predicted model, not a curated record. The transcript has a single exon. Lineage: Eukaryota; Metazoa; Arthropoda; Arachnida; Ixodida; Argasidae.
AUGAAUUCCUACAGGAAACACCUCUACAAUGUGCACAUAAACAAGGCAUCGAGAGACACCGUCCCAGAUGUGAACCUAGAGAGCGAUACCAGCGACUACACUCUACGCGACGAAAUCCUGGACCGUCCCGAUAUGGGCAGUGAGGGGGAGUGGACACAUGAAGGGCCGUCGUAUGAAUUCUUUGAUCUCGUUGAGGAUGCUACGGGAAACGUGUGUCGGCUCUUUUUCCGCCUGACACAAGAGCAUAAAGUUCCCGAGUCGGCCUGUGAAACUGCGUUUAGGGACUUGGAAUGUCUGAUGAGUUCCCUCUGGGAGCAGUUUACAAACACAGUAGGCUGCAAAAUCGGUGACGAACUUCUGUCUACACAUGAUGACCUAAGACAGCUCCUAAAGUGUGACUUCAUGAAGCAACUUUUUGCGCCAGUUCGCACAGCCUACCAGCGAGAACAGUUCGCAAAGAGACACCUCCGUUACGUGGAACCCGUUCAGUGUCACUACGCUGCCGACAGGAACGAGUCGUUUCAGUACGUUCCUGUUGCAAGUGUCAUCAGAAAUGUUCUGGAGAGCCCAACGAUUGCUGACUCGCUUUUGAAUCCCCAGCCCCAGUGCGAUCCACAAAUCAUUAGCAGUUUCCGUGAUGGCACACUACAGCAACGACGCCAAGACACAAGGGAUCCAUCCACCACAUACAUCAUUUUGUACUCAGAUGAACUUGAAGUAGUGAACCCCAUUGGUCCCAAACGGGGUGUGCACAAACUACUAGUGGUAUAUUUUACCUUCUUGGAACUCCAUCCAAGAUUUCGGUCCCAGGUAAAGCAUAUACAUUUAGCCAUAGUCGCAAAGUACCCAGACACCAAGUGUCAUCUUGACGUGGUUCUAGCACCACUGGUUAGCGACCUGAAUGUGCUUGCAACUGACGGAAUGGAUAUUACUUCACCACUGGGCUCGCGGAAAAUUUUUGUGCGUGUUGUGGGCUUUUGUGGCGACAACUUGUCGAUGCACGCUAUUGGCGGCUUCACAUGCAGUUUCAGCUGUGGCAGGGUUUGCCGAUAUUGUUUAACGAGGUCAAGUCAACUGGGUGAAGUCAAAAGCGAACGUCACUGCAUUGUACGAGAUGCAAAGACACACAGUGCUCAGCUAGAAGCUAUACAAGUGAACCCUGACUUGACAUCUGCGUACGGUGUGCGAGAAAAGUCCCCACUGCUGGAGUUGGAAUCCUUCGACGUUACGCGCCAGCUUCCACCAGACGUAAUGCACGAUAUGUUCGAAGGGACGUUUGUUGUUAUCAUGCAUUACACCCUCAGAGGACUCGUUGAAGAUAACGUCCUAACUGCCGAAGAUAUCCUGCGUGCCGAUACUUUCCCGUAUGGCACCAACGACAACAAAAACAGGCCUGAGAAGAUCGGCGCGUCAUUUCUAAGUGAUUCCAAAUCCAUGAGGGGCUCUGCCUCUCAAAAAUGGUGCCUCUUUCGUCUCAUGCCUUUGAUUUUGGGCCCCAUCGUACCAGAGGGGAACGACAAAUGGGAACUAUUCCUCACCUUCCGGGAGCUGGCGGACAUUAUUUUGGCGGAGAAAAUGCCCUCUGAGUGCCCCCAAUAUUUGGAAGACAAGAUCGAGGAAUUUUUCAUGAUGUUCUUGGCCAAGUACCCGAAUGCUCGUGUGCAUCCGAAGCUCCAUUACAUGGUUCAUUAUCCGCGAAUCACCAGUGAGCUUGGCCCCCUGAGGCAAUAUUGGUGCCUUCGGUUUGAAGCAAAACACCAGUUCUUCAAGAGUCACGCCGCUAGGGUUCACAAUUACCGCAAUAUCCCCUACACAUUGGCAAAGAAGCAUCAGCUGUUACAAAGUUACCAGUUAGGUUCCAGCUUCAUGGAAAACAGCUUUACAGCGACAAAUCUACGCCCUGCAGAGCAAACACAGGCACAUCCCUGCGCACAGCACUUGUUCUGUGGCAUGGUCAACAUAGCGGAUUCUGCCAAGGUCAACGGUCUUGCGUAUUCCAAAGGAGAUAUCCUUGUCAUGAAAACCGGCGACGAUCCGAACUUUGCGCAAGUCCAACAACUAUACUUCGCUAAACGCAGGUUUUAUCUUCAAGUGGAAGAGAUGGUAGUGGAAACAUUUUGCAGGCACACGUUUGCGUACAAACUGCGUCGUACAGGCCACAUUGCGCUUAACGCACCUGGAGAUGAGGCUUCGUUUCAAAAGUUGGAUCUAUAUUUUGGCGGAUUCGUCGUGCCCAAAUGGGAAAUAAUUUUCUAA